Molecule: messenger RNA, 1232 nt
Organism: Ruditapes philippinarum (Manila clam)
Lineage: Eukaryota; Metazoa; Mollusca; Bivalvia; Venerida; Veneridae
Exons: 1
Coding region: 77-649 (190 amino acids)
Source: RefSeq, a predicted model, not a curated record
GACGUAAGAAAGACAGAUAAGUUGUUUUUAACUAUUUAUUUUGUUGUAGACUAUUGUUUUUGAGGGUUUCAGGCGGAUGGCGUUGCAGGUUGUUUUGUUUGGGCACAGUUUUGUUAGGCGAUUGAAAGAUUACAUUGAAAAAAAUCCCAUUCAUGAAAAUUUGGGCUUAAGUGCUUUGAAAUUCGAGGUUUUUUUUGGAUUUGGAGGUUUGUCGCUGAAACAAUGUCGCUGUCUGCAUUGUGUAGAUUCUAAGUUACGGUUGUCGGAUAUGGUAAUUUUAGACAUAGGAUCGAAUGAUAUAUGUAAUCAUGAUUAUCUGCCACAGAAAUUUGCUCAAGAUUUAGUCUCAUAUGCUGAAUGUUUGGUUAUAGGCUUACCGGUUAAAAGGGUAGUUAUUAUGCAAUUGCUUCCAAGAGAUGUUCUUCGUUACUCUGGGUAUAAUGAACAUGUUAUUCAAGUAAAUAACUUAGUACAAGCUCUUGUCACCUCAUCAGAGUUGCCAUUAACAUUUUGGAAGCAUAGGGGUUUGUGGCAUUCAAAACAUUGUAUUUUCAGUAGGGAUGGAAUUCAUCUGGGCCAGGAGGUAGGAUAUCCGAAAUAUCUUAGAAGUAUUCGGGAUUGCAUAAUCCGUGUAUCAAAUUGGGCUUAGAGUUAAAAUAUAGAUUUUGAACAUUUCAGUUGCUGUAGUUGUUGUGCACAUUGUCAAUUAGAUAAAGGGAGACCGUUUAAUCUAGUAGUUGUUUACACAAUUCAUAUUUUUUUUUUUUUAUUUAUGCCAUGGUAGAAUAACUGGUUAUAUUAUUAAAAUAUUUCCAAGAAGUUACAUGUGAUAUGAAAAUUCUUUUGCAGGUCAUGUGUUCACUUGUUAGUAAGAUUGUUUUGUAAGUUAUGUGCACUGGUGUAUUUAAAUUUCUAGUGUUACAGUUAUUUAGAUAUUUAGUUGCCUGGUAAACACCACAUAAGUAAUUAAAAGGGCUUCCAAUUGAUUUAUUGAUUCAAUUUCAGUGUGGUAUUAUGUUGUACAGUCAGGUGUCAUUUGUAUUAUUUGACUUAUUUUGUUCUAGAUUAAAAUUAUGCCAUUGGUGGCUUAUUUUGUUGUAAUUAUUAAGUUUGGAUAUUCAUCUUGGUGUACUUUUCAGUUAUUUGUGUUCAUUAUGGCGGGGUAAUGACUUAUCCUUGGUAGCCGAACAACAUUUAAUUACAAAUUGGCAGGAUUUAUGUCUGAUCCUUAU